This is a messenger RNA of Strongylocentrotus purpuratus (purple sea urchin), 1506 nucleotides long. RefSeq lists its product as uncharacterized. Gene Ontology annotation, molecular function: protease binding; death domain binding. Bases 194 to 1192 code for a protein of 332 amino acids. The record is from RefSeq and is a predicted model, not a curated record. The transcript is spliced from 9 exons. NCBI's taxonomy places the organism in Eukaryota, Metazoa, Echinodermata, Echinoidea, Camarodonta, Strongylocentrotidae. Gene Ontology annotation, biological process: signal transduction; regulation of apoptotic process.
UCAAACCUACGUUGAUAUUGGAUUCAGUUUGUUCUUGAUAAUUAUAUCAUAUAGGCUACUUCUGGUAUAUGUCGCAAACUGGAAAACCGUAAAGAAUAAUUGUCACAAUCAUAUUCGGAGAGUCUCUAGCAUGCACGUGGACAAACAGAUCUGAGUAGAACAAACAACAACAACGACAACAACAACAUCAGCAAUGGCAGGUGGAAUCAGAGAUGGAAAAGGCAGAAUUCUUAAAAACACUGAUCCACUGUUUACCGAACUUGCUGAAAACUAUCCACACAACAAUUACACAUCAUUCUGCAAUGAGUUUGGUGUCAGCUUCAACUCAGCUCAGCAAAUAAGAAAUGAAAACAUGGGAAAUCAAACGGCAGCCUUGAAACAAGUACUCAAUAAAUGGUUAAGCAAGGGAGAAGAUGUGACCAGAGAAAAGCUUGAAACGGCUCUCACAAACGCACAAACAGGUGGACUCGCAAGCAUCGUCAAGAAGAACUUUGCAAAAUAUGCUGUAGAGGAAGAAUCAGCUGAAGGAGAUGAAAGUGAUGUCCAGGCUAACAACCAAGCCACAGCAUCCAGUGCUGGACAAAACAUGACUCUGACAGGCAAAACUAUCAAUGUGACUAAUAACUUUGGCACUGGAAAUAGUGAAGAUAGGAUGCGAAGAACCGAUGAACCUGAAGCCGGACCUUCUCAGAAGAAGAAGGCAAAUGAAAAGACAACCUCUUCCAGCGCCAUGCCUAUGACCAAACAACAUCGACAAAUUUUCGAGAAGAGUGCUCCUUACCUCCUGGACGAUCUAGAUACUGACGAUGUACUACCACUCCUGUUAAGGGAUGAAGUAAUCACAGCGGCUGAUGCCGAAAAAGUAAACAAAAAAUCAACCAGGAAGGAGAAAGUCGAUGCCCUCUUAGAUAUCUUACCAAGACGAGGAGAUACAGCCUAUGCAUCCUUCCUGGACAGCCUGAAGGAGACCCCAGGUUCGGUCCAUCUCUAUGAGUCGAUGAAGAAAUGUGAAGAGGCGUUUCAAGAGCAAGACGUGCCUACUAGUCAAGGUGCAGAGCAUUUGCCAAGUUCUGAUCAGCCUUCACGUGGUGGAAACACUCAAUCGGGUUCCAUAACGUUCAAUGCAUCUGGAAGUGCGACCAUCCAGAAUAAUACGGUUACUGGGCAGAUUAACAACAUUACUCAUAAUUAGGAAAAUGGUAUAGCAGCCGACUAAAAUAAACAUACAUUUCAAAAAAAUACUAUUGUAACUGAUACCAAAUGUUUAAAGCCAACCAUGUUUCACACCUGCUAUAUAUUACACGGGGAACAUUAUUGUUUUCUUCAAAAUUGUAACUUUCGUACUUAAAAGGGCUGUAGCAUGACGAGACUACGUGUCUUUCCCGUGGCCUGACUCAUACUCAUUAAUUGGAGCACUGAAUGAUUUUAUUUAGAAUUAGAGUAAUGUUACUGUUAGAGCAUGCAGGCUUGAGAUCGUGUUUGAAAUAAAGAAAAUGUGAAUAGUGA